This is a messenger RNA of Phacochoerus africanus (Common warthog), 4162 nucleotides long. It is a transcript of the gene ANO4, whose product is annotated as anoctamin 4. NCBI's taxonomy places the organism in Eukaryota, Metazoa, Chordata, Mammalia, Artiodactyla, Suidae. The coding region runs from base 511 to 3378 and encodes 955 amino acids. The transcript is spliced from 28 exons. Gene Ontology annotation, molecular function: protein dimerization activity; chloride channel activity. The record is from RefSeq and is a predicted model, not a curated record. Gene Ontology annotation, cellular component: plasma membrane. Gene Ontology annotation, biological process: chloride transmembrane transport.
GGUUGCUUUCCACCUCUCUUCUCACCUUCCAGACCCCAGCCAGGCGCCCAGCCUCCCCUCACCACGCUGCCCCUGCCCCCAGGGGGAGGAGAGCCCUGGGCGUGAUGCUCUGAAAUCCACCGGGCUGCUAGCGAUAAAGCUCGCUCUCUGGGAGAGUCCUGUUCCCGACUUCUCAGGCUUUUCACAGCACAAACAACUGCAUGCGGGCCCGAGGGGAGGUUGCGAAGGACUUGUGUGUGUUGGUUUUACCGUCUUUCAUCACUUUGUUGGCUUCAUCAUCCCGUGCCCGGAGCUCUGAGGUGGAUUUCUUUCUGCCUAAGACACCGAGGAAGGCUCCCUGCUCCUUCUGUUGACUCUUUCUAUUUUUAUGGUUUAAGUUUAUCUAUUCAUGGGGCUGAAAAGCGUUUGCAAAUCCAUCAACGCCGAAGUGUGGCAAGCCGCCCAGGGUCACGUCGUCGCCUGCCCGUGGUCAGGCAUUCCUCACUCCCACCAGGCAGAAGGUCAAUAAAAAUGGAGGCAAGCUCUUCUGGAAUCACAAAUGGGAAAACCAAAGUCUUCCACCCAGAAGGAGGUGUGGAUUUGCAAGGCUACCAGCUGGAUAUGCAAAUACUACCUGACGGCCCAAAGAGUGAUGUGGACUUUUCAGAGAUUCUUAAUGCAAUACAAGAAAUGGCCAAGGAUGUCAAUAUUCUUUUUGAUGAAUUAGAAGCUGUCAACAGCCCUUGCAAAGAUGACGAUUCUCUCCUUCACCCUGGAAACCUGACCAGUACUUCAGAUGAUGCUAGCAGAUUGGAAGCAGGGGGAGAGACAAUACCAGAAAAAAACAAAUCAAAUGGACUUUACUUCAGAGACGGAAAGUGUCGAAUUGACUACAUUCUUGUGUACAGAAAAUCCAACCCCCAGACAGAAAAGAGAGAGGUGUUUGAAAGAAACAUUAGAGCAGAAGGAUUACAAAUGGAGAAAGAGUCCUCUCUAAUAAAUAGUGACAUUAUCUUUGUGAAGUUGCAUGCCCCAUGGGAAGUGCUUGGAAGAUAUGCAGAACAAAUGAAUGUAAGAAUGCCUUUCAGGAGAAAAAUCUAUUACCUGCCCCGCCGGUACAAGUUCAUGAGCAGGAUCGAUAAACAAAUAAGCAGGUUUCGGAGAUGGUUACCUAAGAAGCCAAUGAGGCUGGACAAGGAGACACUGCCAGACCUGGAGGAGAAUGACUGCUACACUGCCCCUUUCAGCCAGCAAAGGAUCCAUCACUUCAUCAUACACAAUAAAGACACUUUCUUCAACAAUGCCACAAGAAGUAGAAUUGUACAUCAUAUUUUACAGAGAAUAAAGUAUGAAGAAGGAAAAAACAAAAUCGGUCUGAAUCGUCUGCUUACUAAUGGCUCCUAUGAAGCUGCAUUUCCACUGCAUGAGGGAAGUUACAGAAGUAAAAACUCCAUUAGAACCCAUGGAGCGGUCAACCACCGACAUCUGCUCUACGAGUGCUGGGCCUCCUGGGGUGUGUGGUAUAAAUACCAGCCUUUGGAUCUUGUCAGGCGGUACUUUGGAGAGAAGAUUGGGUUGUACUUUGCCUGGCUGGGCUGGUACACCGGCAUGCUCUUCCCAGCUGCCUUCAUUGGACUAUUUGUCUUUUUGUAUGGAGUCAUAACUCUGGAUCACUGCCAAGUCAGUAAAGAAGUCUGCCAAGCUACAGAUAUCAUCAUGUGUCCUGUGUGUGAUAAAUACUGUCCAUUCAUGAGGUUGUCAGACAGCUGUGUUUAUGCCAAGGUAACUCAUCUUUUUGACAAUGGAGCCACCGUCUUCUUUGCUGUUUUCAUGGCAGUCUGGGCGACAGUUUUCCUGGAGUUUUGGAAAAGACGGAGAGCAGUAAUUGCUUAUGACUGGGAUUUGAUAGACUGGGAAGAAGAGGAGGAGGAAAUACGGCCCCAGUUUGAAGCCAAGUAUUCCAAGAAAGAGCGGAUGAAUCCCAUUUCAGGAAAGCCAGAACCAUAUCAAGCAUUUGCAGAUAAAUGCAGCCGACUCAUUGUUUCUGCCUCUGGAAUAUUUUUUAUGAUCUGCGUGGUGAUCGCCGCCGUGUUUGGGAUCGUCAUUUACAGGGUGGUGACUGUCAGCACUUUUGCUGCCUUUAAGUGGGCGUUAAUCAGGAAUAACUCUCAGGUUGCAACCACAGGGACUGCCGUGUGCAUCAAUUUCUGUAUCAUCAUGCUGCUGAACGUGCUCUAUGAAAAAGUUGCACUUCUUCUGACGAAUUUAGAACAGCCUCGUACAGAGUCCGAGUGGGAGAACAGCUUCACCCUGAAAAUGUUUCUUUUUCAGUUUGUCAAUCUGAACAGCUCCACGUUUUACAUCGCGUUCUUCCUUGGAAGAUUCACAGGACACCCAGGUGCCUACUUGAGGCUGAUAAACAGGUGGAGACUAGAAGAGUGCCACCCUAGUGGAUGCCUUAUUGAUCUCUGUAUGCAAAUGGGUAUUAUAAUGGUGCUAAAGCAGACCUGGAAUAAUUUCAUGGAACUUGGCUACCCGUUAAUUCAGAAUUGGUGGACUAGAAGGAAAGUAAGACAAGAACAUGGGCCUGAAAGGAAAAUAAGUUUCCCACAAUGGGAAAAGGACUACACCCUCCAGCCAAUGAAUGCCUACGGACUCUUUGAUGAAUACUUAGAAAUGAUUCUUCAGUUUGGAUUCACAACUAUCUUUGUGGCAGCUUUCCCCCUAGCACCACUUCUGGCCUUACUAAAUAACAUAAUUGAAAUUCGACUUGACGCUUACAAAUUUGUCACACAGUGGAGGCGACCUUUAGCUUCAAGGGCCAAAGACAUAGGCAUUUGGUAUGGAAUUCUUGAAGGCAUUGGAAUUCUCUCUGUUAUUACAAAUGCAUUUGUCAUCGCGAUCACAUCUGACUUUAUCCCUCGCUUGGUGUAUGCUUACAAGUAUGGACCUUGUGCGGGCCAAGGAGAAGCUGGGCAAAAAUGCAUGGUUGGCUAUGUGAACGCCAGCUUGUCUGUGUUCCGGAUUUCUGACUUUGAGAACCGAUCUGAGCCUGAGUCUGAUGGCAGUGAGUUCUCGGGGACUCCACUCAAGUACUGUAGAUACCGAGACUACCGUGACCCUCCUCAUUCACUGGUGCCCUAUGGCUACACACUGCAGUUCUGGCACGUCCUAGCAGCCCGACUGGCUUUUAUCAUUGUUUUUGAGCACCUCGUGUUUUGUAUAAAGCACCUCAUUUCAUAUCUGAUCCCAGACCUCCCAAAAGAUCUAAGGGAUCGAAUGAGAAGAGAGAAGUACUUGAUUCAGGAGAUGAUGUAUGAAGCAGAACUGGAGCGUCUCCAGAAGGAACGGAAGGAGAGGAAGAAAAAUGGAAAAGCACACCACAAUGAGUGGCCGUGACCAGGUAAUGGUUUGUUUCCAAGCCAAGGACCUGAACUCUGUUUACUCCUCCCGGCUGUGCAAAAGCACAUUCCAGUGAAUGACUAAAAUGCAACCGCAGUGCAUGUCGCCGACGUUGGCAGCAGCGGGGGGGGGGAGGGGGGUCAGCACCCUUAAAGGACUGCCUGGGAAACCAUGCUGCUGUGAAACCACGUUGCAGCCCAGCACACAAAUGCUCUCUGUCCCUACACCAUUCUUGACCAAGCAAGCAUGCACAUCAUGGGCAGUUCCAUUCUCAAGUUUUUAAAACCAAGGGGAACUUGUAUAUGGGGCCUGUUUUUCAGCCUGUUUGCUACCUUUUUUGCAUUCUGUCCCAUGUGAAUUUUACAGACACUGGGCUAAAAAGGGUAUUCGGACACUCACUUGGACACACAUUCCUAGAAUGUCAUCAUGUGGUCCUUAUUCCACGUCACCAAACAAGACCCUGUUUACAACUUUUUCUUUGUUUUUUUUUUUUUAAUUUCAGAUCUUUCUGAGGAGAUUAUUAUAUAUGACAUAUCUAUAGCUAUGUGUAUGGCCAUAGAUGUAUUUCUGUGUGUACAUAUGUAUAGUCAUGUAUUCUUACAUAUGUACAGACAAAUACAGAGAUAUAUAAAGUACAUAGAACUUCCUUACUUGUAAAUAGCCAAGAGGUACUGACAUGAAUGAUGGAUUUUCACAUUUAAAUAGUCAUCAACAUGAAGCCAUGUUUAAUGCUUGUAUAAUGUGAUGCAAUAAAAUUUCAAAUAAAUUUAUGCACAUGGAA